UAUAAUUGUCUACUUUCAACAUAUGCCACAAGGCGCAUUAAUUCUCCCUAUUUACAUAUAAUUUAGACAAACAGAAGCCCAGGAGUAGAAAUUUAUAGAGUUAGUACCAUGGCGGGCAAUGGCGACGGAGAUAUGGCGGCCAUUCUGAAGCCUUUUCACGAUCGAGCCACAGAAGCCGAGGAACGCUUGGCAAAACUAGAAGCUGAAUUAGGAAGAAAUAAAGGAAACUCUGUAAUGGGACAAGAGGAGUUGCUGACAAGUAUAACAGAGCUCCAGUCGAAGUUGGAGAAAGCUAGAUUAGAACAAAUUUCUGAAAAGGAGAAAGCUCUAAAAGAACGGGAGAAACUGGAAAUCGAAAAUGCCAAGCUAAAAUAUCAAAUUGCUCAUCUUUUGCGGUCUCUAAAAGAAGCAGAUGAAAAAUUGGCAAUGGCAUCUUAAAGGUUGUAUUUGAUGGCGCUUAUAGAGGAUGUUAUGAAAACAUUCUAUUAGCAUGCCUAUUCAUAUUUUCAAACAGACCAGAUCAGACAAGCUUGUAACCAGGUCAGACAAGCUUGUAGUUGUAACAAAUAUAUUCAUGUUAGUAGCUAUUUAUACACAGUUUAUUUGGUUAAUAUCUGGUAAACAUGUUCUAUAUGUAGUCAUUAUACAUACACAGUUUAUUUGGUUAAUAUCUGGUAAAAAUGUUCUAUAUGUAGUUCAUUAUACAUGAGCAAUUUCCAUUGAGGAGCCUAUUUCAUUUUAA
Molecule: messenger RNA, 742 nt
Organism: Cryptomeria japonica (Japanese cedar)
Lineage: Eukaryota; Viridiplantae; Streptophyta; Pinopsida; Cupressales; Cupressaceae
Exons: 4
Coding region: 109-438 (109 amino acids)
Source: RefSeq, a predicted model, not a curated record